CGCCAUAACUCCACCACUGUUGACAAGAAGGGUGUCCAUACCUCAGUUGUCGCACAGGCACAAGCUCAAGCCCAACCCGAUAAGCAUGUCAGUAUUUCUUCAUUAGCUUUUUGUAACCUAUUCUUUCUCAUUGCUUCAAAAACAGCAAGUCCUGGAUCUAAGGGUAAGAUUGUCGCAGUUAUUGGUGCCGUCGUCGACGUGCAGUUUGAUGAGAAUCUGCCACCUAUUUUGAAUGGUCUCGAAGUCACAGGGCGCUCCCCUCGCCUUAUUCUUGAGGUCUCUCAGCAUCUAGGAGACAAUGUUGUUCGAUGUAUUGCUAUGGACGGAACUGAAGGUCUUGUCCGUGGUCAAGAAGUCGUCGAUACCGGAGAUCCAAUAAAGAUCCCCGUUGGACCCGAAACACUUGGUCGUAUCAUGAAUGUUAUUGGAGAGCCCAUUGAUGAGCGAGGUCCUAUCCCAGCCAAGCACCGUGCUCCUAUCCACGCCGAAGCUCCAGAAUUCGUCGAAAUGUCUGUCGAGCAGGAGAUUCUGGUGACUGGCAUAAAAGUCGUAGAUCUGCUCGCUCCCUACGCCAAGGGAGGAAAGAUUGGCUUAUUCGGUGGUGCAGGAGUAGGAAAGACUGUACUUAUUAUGGAGCUGAUCAACAACGUCGCCAAGGCUCAUGGUGGAUAUUCAGUGUUCGCUGGUGUUGGAGAGCGUACUCGUGAGGGUAACGAUCUAUAUCACGAGAUGAUUGAAGGAGGUGUUAUUGAUCUUAAGGUAAACAUUUUUUCCAUCAAAUCAAGACUCUUCUUUGCUUCUUCUUUCUAUAUUGGUCAAAAAUUCUUCCUUUAUUUCUUAACACCAAACAUGCUGAGAUAUGUGUGUUACGGAGUAAAAGAUUUAUACUUACGUUUCAAAAAAUGAAG
Messenger RNA from Strongylus vulgaris, 908 nucleotides. The record is from the annotation of a GenBank genome assembly. Lineage: Eukaryota; Metazoa; Nematoda; Chromadorea; Rhabditida; Strongylidae.